AUUUAUUGACCUUCACUCGCAUGAAUGAUUAGUGUUCGUGAAUUGCAGAAACUUAGGGCAGCAACAGGCGAUUGUGGACUUUAAGUUGGAAUCAUAAGGGAUCUGUCUUGGUUUCCGGUGGGGAAGACAGAAUAAUCAAGUCAUGGGCUAAAUGUGACGAUGAAUCAUGGGUUAACAGUUUCUCUCUCCCUGAGGCACAUAAAAGAUCAAUUAGAUGCAUAACAUGGUCGCCAUGUGGUAACUACAUAGCCUCAGCGAGUUUUGAUGGAACAGUAGCCAUUUGGAAAGUUUUCAAAGAGGCUUCAGGGCACGAAAUGGAGGCGCUUGUUACCUUAGAAGGGCAUACUAGCGAAGUCAAGUGUGUUGCUUGGUGCCCAUCCGGUCAUCUGAUAGCAACUUGCGGUCGAGAUAAAAGUGUCUGGUUGUGGGAAUUUGAUGACGAAGAGGAUGUUCAGUGUGUAAGCGUUCUGCAGCCCCAUUCACAGGAUGUGAAAUCAGUAGCCUGGCAUCCAGAUGGUGAGGUUCUGGUUUCUACAAGUUAUGACAAUAAGAUAAAUGUGUAUAAAGAGGAACUUGAUGAUUGGGCUGUUUUUAUUCAGCUAACUGGACAUGACUCCACUGUGUGGAAAGCAGAGUUUUCUCCAUCUGGAGAUAUUUUGGCGAGCUGUAGUGAUGAUCGAUGUAUUAAACUUUGGGGAUGGGAAGGAGCUUGCAGUAAAUCAACUUCGUGGGUGUGUAUUGCUACAUUAACUGGUUAUCACAUACGUACAAUUUUCGAUUUAAGCUGGUCAUCAGAUGGUCAACUCUUAGCCAGUUGUGGUUCUGAUAACAGAUUAUGCAUCUAUAAAAUGCCAUCUAGUGGUCUGAUUCAUAUUGGCGGGAAACCGUGUUUAGAAGAACCACCUGUUCUAUGGGGUUAUGUUGCGAAUGCUCAUUCAGAAGAUGUAAACUGUGUACGUUGGCAACCUAGAGGUUUCAACAGCAAAAGUCAUAGCGAAGAUACAUCAGACAGUCAACUAAUUUUGACAACAACCUCUGAUGAUGGAUAUAUCAAGUUUUGGUCCAUCAAGUGUGAUGGAUAAUCCUGUUUCUUU
Molecule: messenger RNA, 1094 nt
Organism: Schistosoma mattheei
Lineage: Eukaryota; Metazoa; Platyhelminthes; Trematoda; Strigeidida; Schistosomatidae
Source: the annotation of a GenBank genome assembly